GACACAACUACAAUAAGGUAAACGGAUUCGUUUCAUGUUCCUGAAGAUUUAAUUAAAUUAAAUACACGCAUGGUGUUUGGCCCGCGGUCAGGCUGUGACAGCGAGCAGCUAACACCUGUCUCUUAGCCCCGGUAGCUAGUUUGAUUGUGCGAUGGUUUUGACACAAAGAUGACCUGCACUUUGCACUGCUUAUGACCGACAGAGGAUCUCUGAACUAGCAGGUCAAAUUUGAGGUUCCACACAGGGUGACCCAUGCUUUCUGAUGAGCUUGACUCCAAACCAGAGCUGCUGGUGCAGUUUGUGCAGAACGCGUGCAUCCCGCUGGUGCAGGGUCUGGAGGACUCAGAGCCCAAACACUCCUGCCUGCCUCUGCUGACCCCAGCUGACAGCUCCCUAUGCAGCCCCCUGGAGCUCACAGAUGGAGGCCUGAGCCAUGAGCCUGAAACUUCUCCCUCCCUGUCAGAGUUUGGAGGCGUGUCAGAGCGAAGCCCGUUAGUGGUCCAGACACAUCCUCAUCAGCGGGCCUCACCCAGCCCCCCACCCAUCCUCCAUGACCUACAACAAUCAGACAGCACUUCCUAUGUUCUCCUGAACCUCGCAAAAGGCAUCACAGCCUCCUCAGAGUCCCUGAUCUUCGCCGCAGAUGGCGCCGGGGAUGAUGACGAUGAGGGGGUCUCAUCAGGCGACUAUGGGAUAGAUGGCAGUGCUCCCUGGUAUUUGCGGGUACAGGAGCUGGCACACGACAGCCUGAUUGCCGCCACGCGGGCACAGCUUGCGAGAGAUGCCAAAGCCAGCCAGGACGCCAGAGCUGCAAGUGUCAGCAACGGUGACCACACACACAGUUCGUCUGCAGACGGGGACAAGCGAGAGCUGGUGUCUCGGACCAGCCGCCCCCUCACCAAGCAGAUUCUCCGCUGCUCGUUUGAGGGCUGCUUCAGGACGUUCACCUGGCCGGCUCAUCUCAAAUACCAUCUUAAAACACACAGGAACGACCGAAUGUUCAGGUGCGGCGCAGAGGGCUGCGGGAAGAGCUUUUACGUGCUGCAGAGGCUGCAGGUUCACAUGAGGACUCACAACGGCGAGAAGCCCUACACCUGCAAGGAGAAGAACUGUGGCAAAAAGUUCACCACGGCUGGAAACCUGAAGAACCACAGACGCAUACACACAGGAGAGAAGCCUUUUCUGUGCGAAGCAGAUGGCUGUGGGCGAUCCUUUGCAGAGUAUUCCAGUCUACGAAAACACAUGCUCGUACAUUCUGGUGAGAAGCCUCAUCACUGUGGGAUCUGUGGGAAGACUUUCUCUCAGUCCGGCAGCAGAAACGUCCACAUGAGGAAGAGACACGGAGAGGAGGGGCUCAGCAGUGAAAGCAGAGAAACAGGAGAGGCUCUCACACAAAGCAGUCUGCUGGAGGCAGACGGCGAAAACGGAGACAGUUUGGUCACCAUGACAACAACUGUUGAACCUAUGAAUCUUCACCAUGCCAUGCUGAGAUCACCAGGCUCCGCGGACUCAGUGGUGGUUCUCUCUCAGCCACAUGAAUUGGUGACCAUGACGACCGAAGGCCACGCAUAUGGAGAAGACGUGGUAGCGCUGCUGUAAUCUGCCAUCAUGAAAAUGUCAAACUGCCUAUUUCAGCAGCACGAGACUGAGUCACAGUGGACUUAACAUACACGUCUAUUUGUAAAUAGAAUAAUUGCUGACUUUCACCCCUGUAGAUACUUGUAAUUAGCAACUGAUCAUGCUUUUAUUUUGACAAGCGUGAAACGGCAAAGUUUGUACAAACAACCUUUUUUCCUCAAGUUUUUGAAAACAAAUACUCCCAAAGAAAUACUGAGACGGGUUUAGAAAGUUUAUGAAAAUAUAAUGACCAUUAUUGUUGUAAACAGCAAUCUGUGGUUGAAAUGCAGUUAUAAUAUUCUCUAACAGAAAAUGAGUCCCACUUAUCUUUAAAACUCCAAUGGCUGAUAUGAUCGACUGUCAAAUUUAAAUGUACAAGACACUCGUAUAAGCCAUUAUUCUUAUUAAUAAUUCAAAGAAACAUGACAUUAAAAAGUACCCAAGCACAGUUCAUCACAUUACUGCAAGUAAACAGGAAAACCAGCCAAACAAGCCAGGGUGACCUGUUUAUCAGCCAAGAAAAAAAACAACUUUAACAAAUGGUGUACCCAGUAAUGCCCAAAUCUGCAUUAACUGAGUGUGUUAUUAACAACUUGCACUCAAAUGUCAACCUCCAGUGCUUCACUUGUUCUGAGUAAGGCAACACAUUGCUCAUUUACAGCUCAAUAUAUUAACACUUGAGAAUAACUGCUUUUUAAAAUAAAUUACUCAUGAGGUUAGUUCUGCCCUUACAAAACCCUCUGCAGAUGUCUGGGGCCAUUAGAUAAGGUAGUGCACAUUACCCUUGUUUGUUAUUGAGCACCACCUAAAUCAGCAGUGUUUGUUCCUCCCUUCUCCUUAGUGGAUCUUCAGGUUGU
Molecule: messenger RNA, 2474 nt
Organism: Centropristis striata (black sea bass)
Lineage: Eukaryota; Metazoa; Chordata; Actinopteri; Perciformes; Serranidae
Gene: znf410
Product: zinc finger protein 410
Exons: 12
Coding region: 253-1599 (448 amino acids)
Biological process (GO): regulation of transcription by RNA polymerase II
Cellular component (GO): PcG protein complex; transcription regulator complex
Molecular function (GO): DNA-binding transcription factor activity, RNA polymerase II-specific; RNA polymerase II cis-regulatory region sequence-specific DNA binding
Source: RefSeq, a predicted model, not a curated record